AUGUUUUAUACGAUGAAAAUUCAACCGAUCGAUUUUCAUUUAGAUGAGGAGAUUACUCGAGAUGAACCGGCUAAGCCGGUAGUCAAGUCGCGUCUGAAGCGGCUCAUCGAGCGUCAAUUCUCCGGCGUGCUGAGAAUUUCUGCGGCGGAAAAAAUCGGAAGUGAUCUGGAACCGCAUUCAUGCAAGGAAGGCUUUAACGGCGGCGGCGAUAGCGAACCGAGCUCAAUAUGUUUAGCAAAAAUGGUGACGAAUUACAUCGAGGAGAAUAACGAGAAACUAUCAGUUUCUGUGAAGUGUGGAAGAAACCGCUGUAACUGCUUCCACAGAAACUGUGAAGAUAACUCCGACGAUGAAUCGGACGCGCGUGGCGGUUUCAGCGCUUCCAACUAUUCAUCUUCUGAUGCAUCUGAAAUCCUCAAGGGUUUGGUAGCUUGUAGAAGCGUUGGUGAGAGAAAUCUUCUAGCAGACACUGCGAAGAUCGUUGAUAAGAACAAUAAGUGCAAACGCAAAGAUAGCUUUUGCAGAAAGAUUGUUACCGACGGUUUGUUAGCUCUUGGCUACGAUGCAUCCGUCUGUAAAUCUCGUUGGGAAAAAUCAUCUUCAUAUCCCGCCGGGGAAUAUGAAUAUAUAGAUGUGAUGAUGGAGAAUGAACGGUUAAUAAUUGAUAUUGAUUUCAAAUCAGAAUUCGAGAUUGCUAGAUCUACGAAAUCCUACAAAACGAUUCUCCAGAAUCUUCCAUACAUAUUCGUUGGAAAGUGUGAUCGUUUGCAGAGCAUUGUGGCGAUUGUAUCGGAGGCGGCAAAGCAGAGUUUGAAGAAGAAGGGAAUGCAUGUUCCGCCGUGGAGGAGAGUUGAAUACGUCAGAGCAAAGUGGCUUUCGGCUUACACUCGAACUAGUGUGCAUGUGCAAAAACAAAAGAGUUUGAAGGAAAACGGUGUCACUGAGAGUUCCGGUGGAUGGAAGCCGCCGGAGUUGAAGCCGAAGGGGUCAUUGACCGGGGUUAAAGUGGUGACUGGUUUGGCCGUGGUUUUUAAGGAUGAUAAACCAUAG
Molecule: messenger RNA, 1050 nt
Organism: Lathyrus sativus (Indian pea)
Lineage: Eukaryota; Viridiplantae; Streptophyta; Magnoliopsida; Fabales; Fabaceae
Source: the annotation of a GenBank genome assembly